CCGGAGCCGGAGCCGGAGCCGGAGCCGGAGCCGCCGACGCGAUGAGCGGGGCCGCCUGGCCGGGCUGGCUGCUCUGCAGGCUGGGGCUGGUCCUGCUCUGCCGAGGGCUGCUGGUGCGGAGCCUGGAGUAUAACCAGCCGGCCGACAACUACACGGUGUGUCAAGGGGACGAUGCCAUUCUAAGCUGUUCCAUCGACGAGGAGGUGACCCGGGUGGCCUGGCUGAAUCGCUCCAACAUCCUGUACGCCGGGAACGACAAGUGGUCCAUCGACCCGCGGGUCCGGCUGCUCACCAACAGCCCGGCCGAGUUCAGCAUCCUCAUCGCCAGCGUGGACGUGUGGGACGAGGGGCUGUACACCUGCUCCUUCCAGACCCAGGCCAAGCCCCACACGGCCCAGGUCUACCUCAUCGUGCACGUGCCGGCUCGGAUCACGAACAUCUCCUCGGCUGUGACGGUGAACGAAGGCAGCGACGUGAGUUUGCUGUGCAUGGCCACGGGCAAACCUGAGCCCACCGUGACCUGGAGACAGCUGCGAGACACAGACGGAUUCACCAGCGAAGGGGAAUAUCUGGAAAUCACCGAGAUCAACAGGCAGCAGGCCGGGGAAUACGAGUGCAUCACGGCCAAUGACGUCUCUGUGCCCGACAGCAAGAGGGUCCUGAUCACAGUCAACUACCCUCCCACCAUCAAGGACGUGAAGGACGCCUUUCCCCCCGUGGGGAAGCCGGCACUGCUGAGAUGUGAGGCCAUGGCCGUGCCCCCUGCCGAAUUCGAGUGGUUCAAGGAUGACAAGCACAGACUCUUUGGGGGCCGCGAGGGGCUGCGGAUCCGGAACGAGCGCACGCGUUCCAUGCUGCUCAUCGACAACGUCACCGCUCGGCAUUAUGGGAACUACAGCUGCCUGGCCUCCAACAAGCUGGGGGUCUCCAACGCAAGCCUGCGGCUGAUACGACCCGGCUCUCUGGAAAACGUAGCCGUGACCGGGAUGGAGUCCCCCUUGUUCCUGGGCUUGCUGUCGUCUGCCUUUGUGACUCUCCUGUUUAAAAUCUAGCGUGUUCGGCAGGCACAGCGGGAGGAGAGGCGGCUCGGGCGGAGAGGGAGAGCACGCGAGAGAGACCUUCUCCUUUCCGGGAGAGACGAAGAGAGAAAACAAAGAAACAAAUCUUAUCGAGAACCCCAGCACUGUGAGGGAAACAUGAAAAAAAGAAAAAAAAACGACAAAAAAAAAUAUGCAUUUCUUUCUACGGCCAUUUUCCGUCACUUUCAUCCCAGACACUUCCAGCCGGACUUGUUCUAAAGGGACGAACAAACUGACCUGCAAAGACACAGGGCUUUAAAGGGUUAACGGCCAGUGCUUCUGUGCCCCAUGGGGGCCCCCCGCCAUAGGGCUCGCGGUGAGGGGCUGUUCCCCUGCUCCGGGAGAGUUUGUGGUUCUCAGCUGCCCUGAAGGACGAGCUUCGCUGGCUUUUGCAAAAGUUGGGGGCUGGGCCUUUCUGUACCACACAGAGUGUUUGAGUGCGGAAUUUCCCUAGUCUGGGGCUGAAAAAUUCCUCAGCGAACAACGUUUCUCGGGCUGAGAUUGACCCUUGUUUACACAGGUUUGGGACUCUGAAUUUCCUGAAGCUUUCCAGGCUGACAUCUUCCUUCGCUCACCAAGUUUUCCGGGCUGAGAAUUCCCUUGGUUUACACAGAUCUGAGGCUGAAUGUUUCCUUCCUUCACAAAGGUUUUUGGGCUGAGAAUGAUCCUUGUUUACACGGGUUUGAGGCUGCGAAUUAAUUAGUUGGCAAAGUUUUGGGGCUGAGAAUUACCCUGGUUUGCACAGGUCUGAGGCUGAAAAUACCAUUAAUUCACAAAGUUUUUUGGGCUGAAAAUGUCCUUAAUUGCCAAUUUUUUUUGUGCUGAGACGGACCCUUGUUUACACAGGUUUGAAGCUGGAAAUGUCCUUAGUUCACAAAGUUUUGUGCACUGAGACCUCCUAAUUCACACUGGGUUUGGCUUGAGAAUUUCCUAGUUCACAAAGGUUUUAGGGGCUCAGAAUUUCCCUAGUUUAUGCAGGUUUCAGGCUUUCUUAGUUCACAGGGCUUUCUGGGCUGAAAAUGACCCCAGUUCUGGGGUGCAGAUUUAUUUCCUUCACAAAGUUUUCUGGGGUGAGAAUUUCCUUGGUUUACUGAGGUUUCGGGUUGAGCCUUUCCUUAAUCCAGCGAGUUUUUUGGGAAUUUCCUUAGUGAACAAACCAAACCUAAAAAUACCCCCUUUUUAGCUAUGAAUUCAUAGAAUCAUAGAAUCUCAGGGUUGGAAGGGACCUCAGGAGGUGUCUAGUCCAACCCCCUGCUCAAAGCAGGACCAAUCCCCAACUAAAUCAUCCCAGCCAGGGCUUUGU
Mauremys mutica (yellowpond turtle) is the source of this 2382-nucleotide messenger RNA. RefSeq names its product IgLON family member 5 (gene IGLON5). NCBI's taxonomy places the organism in Eukaryota, Metazoa, Chordata, Testudines, Geoemydidae. The transcript is spliced from 8 exons. Gene Ontology annotation, cellular component: neuron projection. Bases 42 to 1052 code for a protein of 336 amino acids. The record is from RefSeq and is a predicted model, not a curated record.